Messenger RNA from Penicillium verhagenii, 1236 nucleotides. Its product is annotated as T2 family ribonuclease. The transcript is spliced from 6 exons. The record is from RefSeq and is a predicted model, not a curated record. Lineage: Eukaryota; Fungi; Ascomycota; Eurotiomycetes; Eurotiales; Aspergillaceae. Gene Ontology annotation, biological process: RNA catabolic process. Gene Ontology annotation, molecular function: RNA binding; ribonuclease T2 activity. Bases 1 to 1236 code for a protein of 411 amino acids. Gene Ontology annotation, cellular component: extracellular region.
AUGUGGGGCUCAUCGCAACAAGUCUUGGGGUUCCCGGGGCCCCAGAAGAUCCUCAAAACAAUAGGCUCGUUCUGGCUGUCCACAACGGCGGAUGAAAGGGCCCCGGGGAUCUCGCGAUCUUGCCCUCGAUCGGAAGUCAGUUGCCAAGCCAAGUACAAUGGCCAAGAUACCUGUUGCUUCAACUAUCCGGGUGGCCAAAUGCUAGCAACCCAGUUCUGGGACGCAGACCCCGCAGUCGGUCCCGAUGACUCUUGGACCAUUCACGGGCUUUGGCCCGAUCAUUGUGACGGCGGGUUCGACCAAUUCUGCGAUUCCAAGCGAAAGUACAGCAACAUCUCACUGAUCUUGGUUGAUUCUGGUCGUGGCGACCUACUCGAAUAUAUGAGCGAAUACUGGAAGGACUUCCGUGGGGACGACAUUAACCUGUGGCAACAUGAGUGGAACAAACACGGUACCUGCGUCAGCACUCUUGAGCCUGAUUGCUACGAUGACUAUCUCCCACAGCAAGAAGUAGUAGACUACUUCGAUAAAGCAGUGGAGAUUUACCAACAAAGGCCGUCAUACAAGUUCUUGGCCGACGCGGGUAUUGUCCCAUCAAACCGCGAAACCUACGCGCUGGAAGAUAUCGAAAACGCACUCGAGCGUGGACACGGUGCACCAGUUACAGUUCACUGUCGUCGUGGCGUCUUCAACGAAAUUUGGUACCAUUUCAACAUCGCUGGUAGCCUGCAAGGUGGAAAAUUCAUCACUGCGGAUCCUGAUGGUCAGAAAUCAAACUGCCCCGCUCGGGGUAUCCACUAUCCGCUGAAGCGGCCCCAGAAGGAUCCAUCCAAGACCACCACCACCCAUGGAUCGAAGCCGACGGACCCAGGAACUCCAUUCGCCGGUAGGGGAAACCUAAUGGUAUCAACUCAGAAUCAGAAACGCGGCUGCAUCAUCAGCUAUGGAACAUGGUAUCAGUCUGGGUCUUGCGCUACUUUUCGAGCGGAGAAGAAAUCAGAUGAUACCUUCACUCUGAGAUCAAGCAAGGGACCAUGCUCCUUCGACAAGGGUGCCUUCAGUUGUGGUAAUCAUGUUGAUACCCCCAGCCGCUUUACGAGCAAAGGCGACAAGCUCUCGUACGAGGGAAACACGGUCUUCUACGCCGACAAGCCGCCCGCGGGCUGGACGCAAAGCACCGUCUACUCCGACCAGGAAGGGCACCCCAUUGAACUUGAUAUCUCGUGGAAAGCGUAA